Molecule: messenger RNA, 3345 nt
Organism: Hydractinia symbiolongicarpus
Lineage: Eukaryota; Metazoa; Cnidaria; Hydrozoa; Anthoathecata; Hydractiniidae
Product: carbohydrate sulfotransferase 1-like
Exons: 2
Coding region: 951-2237 (428 amino acids)
Biological process (GO): sulfur compound metabolic process; N-acetylglucosamine metabolic process
Molecular function (GO): N-acetylglucosamine 6-O-sulfotransferase activity
Source: RefSeq, a predicted model, not a curated record
UUUGAGUAAAAAGAGUAUGUUUUAUGGGCUUUCAUGAAUUUCUUUAUUUUAUGACGUCAUGGAUGUUUUUGUCAUGUUAUGGGAUGUUUUUGUCCUAACUGCAUCCCAAUGAGAUAACAAAUAUUUUUUUGCUAAGUGACAAUACCAAGUAAGCUAAAGUGCUUUUGGAGAAAAGAUGCUUUUCAGGGAUUUACAGAGCCUAACCCAUUCCAUAAUUGGGCUAAUUAUCCAGUACUUGAAAGUAUACGUUAAAUCUUGGAGAAAAGGUUGCCACGCCUCCUUAAAACUCCUCAAUUCUCCUCAAUUUUACAAAGGCUUUUUAAAACUCCUUAAAUCUCCUUUUAAAGUAGAUUUCUAACUGCCUUCUUAUUAAUUCUCCUUUUACAAAACUAUAUUGUUUGUCAUACGCUUUUAUUUUCAAUGUUGCAGAAAUAAUCUUUACUUGCGUUACUUUGAACAUUUCAAAUAUUCUCAAUUUGUUUUGGAAAAUAUAAAAAUAUUGUCACAAAAGCUUUAAACUUUUCAUUGAAAGUUAUUAAAUCUGUUAAAAAGAUUACCUCUGCUCAGAACUAAAGCAGAGCUUCUUCAACAGCUUUUUCUAUCACUUUGCGCAUAAUUUUAAUAAAACUAAUUCGUUUGAGAUAAUCAAAAAAAUGUCAAACAGCGAAAGAAAUUCUGUUUUUAUUUACGAUACAUGCAUGGAUGAACUUUCAAUAUGAGGUUAUUAAGUUUACACAGCGUGUUAAUGAAUUUGGUAUAAACACAAAUUGAAGUUUAAUUAAGCAUGCAGAAGAAGAAAAUAAACGUUAAUGAACGCUAUCGUUGCGCAUGAUAUAUGAAAAUUAAUGUUCACUAAUUGAUAUAAACGAAACUAAUUGAAUUUAGUAGCUGUGCGCCGAUUUUCUCAACGCAAUACCGAAUAAUGAAUAUAAAAAAAUAAGAAUUAUAGCAUGAUUUGUAUAUAUUCAUCGAAUGAGAAGAAACCACAUAAAGCUUCACAUUCUUCUUCUAUACUCCUCACAGUAUGUGUCGUUGCUAUCUUCUUUGUGUACAUCUUCAAAAGGGAGACUUCGGAGUUGUUGACAUGUUUCGCCCGACCAGAGUUAUGUAUAUAUACAACGCAUGACGAAACAGAGGAAGAAAACAGUUUUUCAGAAAAUGUAUUUUUACAAACGUUUCCUAAAAUAGCGAACGAAGACAAGAGGAGUAAGAUAUUAAUCUAUUCCCACGCUAGAUCAGGAUCGUCUUUUUUAGGCGAAAUCUUCAAUCGACACAAAAAUGUAUUUUACACCUACGAACCGCUGCAUGCGUUAAAUAUUUUUGCAAAAGCAAAUGUGUUCCCAGCCUACGAAUAUCAGCGUAAGGCUGUUGACACACUUGAUGAUUUAUUUAACUGUGAUUACAGUAAUCAGGAUAAAUACUUAAAUUUCAUUUCAUACCCAGAACUCAGCAAUCCGCAUUUUCGUUUGAUGAGUAAAGUUUUAUCUUCGCCGCCAUUAUGUGACCGCGUGGUAGCACAAAAUAUUACGGAAGCCGAAUAUCGUAAACAUUGUAAAUUGUUAGUUCCAUACGUGGUCGAAAACUUUUGUAAACAGAAAAACCAUGUCGUUAUUAAAGAACUUGUUCACCGAAUUCCUUCUGGAAGUUUGUCUGGCUUAUCGAGACUGUUACUGGAGAGUUCAUUCAAGGCUAUAUAUUUAACUCGAGAUCCCAGAGCAAUCAUAUGGUCCCUGGCUAAAAUCGGAUGGAUUGGUAAGCACGAUGGUAGUUUUGCUGUAUCUGUAAAAGCUGCAGUGAAGAAAGUUUGCCAAAUUUUUGUAAAUAAUCACGCCUCUUUAACACAACUUACUCCAGUCACUCACAAGAAAUUAACAGUACUGCGCUAUGAGGACUUGGUUAGCCAACCUGUUGACGUGGUAACAAAACUAUUUGACUUCUCACAACUGGAACUGAAUGCAGAUACAAUUGACUGGGUGGUCGAGAAUACACAUGGACAACUAGACAGCGACAAUACUAAAGAAAGUUUCUCAGUUUUAUUGAGAAAUGUGUCGUAUUCGUUGAAUUCGUGGAGAAAACAUCUCUCCUUCGCAGAAAUCUCUCUCGUACAAAGGGAAUGUGGAGACACUAUGAGGAAAUUUGGUUAUGUCCUGUUCUCUUCACCUGCUGAAGUUCAAUAUAUGCAUUUACCAGCUUUUACCAAUGAUAUACCCCUUACAAAUAUUAUCAUGAUAAAAUAGAUGAAAAUGGAACUGCGGCCAUUCCCUAAAGUUUAAAUCUUAUUCUUUUAAAUCAAUUGGUGGCGUUGAGUUUUCUCUUUAAUUCACCCUUAAGUCACGCUAACAAUUCUUUGUAUCCACACAAUGUAUUUAAUGGUAAAAUUGUAAAUUAUGAGUUGUCAAUCUGGCGCACCUCUAAGGGCUUCUCAACGCCUAUGAUAUUCUGACAUGAUUGCCAGAGUUGCCACUUUAGAAUAGACGUAGAAGAGCCCUGGGAAAUGUAUUGUUGGACCUGAGGUGUUCAGGUUAUAGCUAAUUACUGGCAACUUCAUUUAAUUUUAAACUGCUGGAACCAUCAGGUUUUUUAUUAUAAUCUCAUUACAUUAUAUUGUCUCUCGUCAUCGCUAUGAGCGAGGGAUAGGGGGUGCGCUUUUAGUAUGAACUGACCCAUUUGUAAAGUGGAAACUAGCCCUAAUACGGACAGUCAAAAUGAAUAAAAUAAUCAAAUAAAGGCUGCCAGUUCCGUAAAGUUCCAUUUUCAACUAUUUUGACCUACAAACUUUGAGGGUAUUUUUAACGAAUAUUGCCCUUGUUUUUUAUGUCGCGUACAUGAAGAACAAAACCACUCAUAACAACAACAAAAACAAAAACAACGAGUAGAAAGGAAAACUAUGUUUCGAGCACUCCUAAAUACUUUAUUUGUACAGACUUAAGGGGGUAUUAUCAUUUGCGAAGCAAAAAAAAAUUUAAAUCGCGCGUUUAAUUUUUGUAUAAUAGUAAUGCUAAUGUAUUUCGCGCGUCUUAAUUUUUCGUGUAAUAAAGGGCAUUAUAAAUUAAUAAGAAACUUUGGUACAGACAAGGUAGGGACGAUGUUCUAAUGCACUGAACUGAAAAGCCAUUUUCUUACCCACAUUCAAUCAAAAACUUAAUCCUGUAAAACGUAUGUUGAGAAAUUUCGUUUGUUUUUUUAAUUAGUUGUUUUUGUUGUUGUUGUUCACGCGCGCACUACGUAAGCGUACAAAACAACACACGUCACUAAAUAUCUGAAUGUUCUUAUUCUUGAACACCUUUUUAAAAGGUUUAAAAAUGUAUAUAGAUUACUGCAUAUUUUUUAUUAAAGAAAACACGA